AUGGGUUCUGAGCGUGAGAACAAGACGUUCCUCGCGAGGCUCUGCGAGCAGGCCGAGCGCUACGAUGAAAUGGUUACCUACAUGAAGGAAGUCGCCAACAUUGGCGGCGAGCUCACUGUCGACGAGCGCAACCUGCUGUCCGUCGCCUAUAAGAACGUUGUCGGCACCCGCCGGGCCUCGUGGCGCAUUAUCUCCUCUAUCGAACAGAAGGAGGAGUCCAAGGGCUCCGAGGAGCACGUCACUAUCAUUCGUGAUUAUCGCCAGAAGAUCGAGACUGAGCUGGAGAAGGUCUGCCAGGAUGUCCUCGACGUCCUGGACGAGUCCCUGAUCCCCAAGGCCGAAACCGGCGAAUCCAAGGUUUUCUACUACAAGAUGAAGGGUGACUACCACCGCUAUCUGGCUGAGUUUGCCUCUGGCGGCAAGCGUAAGGAUGCUGCCACUGCGGCCCACGAUGCCUACAAGAAUGCCACCGAUGUUGCUCAGACCGAUCUCACUCCCACUCACCCCAUUCGUCUUGGCCUCGCGCUGAACUUCUCCGUCUUCUACUAUGAGAUCCUCAACUCGCCUGACCGCGCCUGCCACCUUGCCAAGCAGGCCUUCGACGACGCCAUUGCUGAGUUGGACUCCCUCUCCGAGGAGAGCUACCGUGACAGCACCCUCAUCAUGCAGCUCCUGCGGGACAACCUCACCCUCUGGACCUCGUCUGAUGGUAACGAGGGUGAGGCUGCUCCUAAGGAGGAGAAGCCGGAGGGCGAGGCCGCUGCCACCGAGGCCCAGAACGAGCAACAGCCCGAGGAGGCCAAGCCCGCUGAGGCUGAGUCUUAA
Penicillium macrosclerotiorum is the source of this 825-nucleotide messenger RNA. Its product is annotated as 14-3-3 adaptor artA-like protein. Bases 1 to 825 code for a protein of 274 amino acids. Gene Ontology annotation, biological process: signal transduction. Lineage: Eukaryota; Fungi; Ascomycota; Eurotiomycetes; Eurotiales; Aspergillaceae. Gene Ontology annotation, cellular component: cytoplasm. The transcript is spliced from 8 exons. The record is from RefSeq and is a predicted model, not a curated record.